This is a messenger RNA of Orycteropus afer afer, 2148 nucleotides long. RefSeq names its product zinc finger protein 229. NCBI's taxonomy places the organism in Eukaryota, Metazoa, Chordata, Mammalia, Tubulidentata, Orycteropodidae. Gene Ontology annotation, biological process: negative regulation of transcription by RNA polymerase II. Gene Ontology annotation, molecular function: DNA-binding transcription repressor activity, RNA polymerase II-specific. The record is from RefSeq and is a predicted model, not a curated record.
AUGAAGACUUUGACCUCAAAACAUGAGGAGAGAGUGAUUCAUUCUCAGGACUCAGCCCCUGCCCAGGAAGGAGAGGAGAAGACCAAGUUUCAGGAGUCACUGACAUUCAAGGACGUGGCUGUGGUCUUCACCAAGGAGGAGCUGGAACUGCUGGACUCGGCCCAGAGGAGGCUGUACCGAGACGUGAUGCUGGAGAACUUCAGGAACCUGGUCUCUGCAGGAGACAUGAAUGAAGAGGACAUAGAGUGCAUUCAAGAAAAUGAAUUAAAAGUCCUUUUACACAAAGAGCUGUCCUACUGGAAAGUCUGGGAACAGGUGACUGGUGAAUUAACUGGGAGUCAGGACCAUCAAGUAAAUCUUCGAGGGAGAGAUUUCCAGUUUUCAGAAGAUGCUUCUUGCUGUCAAGGGUCAGAAGGCAAAUCUAUUCAGGGUUUUCAAGUUGAGAAUCUGGUGGACGGUCUUCAAGGGAAGAGUGUCAUCAAUGUAGUGAGUCAAGAGUUUCCCACCUGGAAAGUUGUGAGCCCGCUCCCCAUUCAGGAGUCUUGGGCUCUUGUGAACGAGCCUUGGAAUGUUCAAAGAAGUGGUAAGAAAAUCGAAACAGAAGCUGCACUGUAUAAAUGUGAUUGGGGUGAGUAUGGCUUCAGCUGGAUGUCACAUCACCACGGUGAUCGCGGACUACCUGAGGGAGAGAAACCUUAUGAAUGUGAAGAGUAUCGAAGACACUGCAUUGACGAGGGAAUACUUUAUCACCCUAACUCUAGUGAGAAUGUCUUUAAAGGUAAGGAAGGUGGGAAAGGCUUCAGGGAUGUUUCAAACCUCCCCACUCAUCCACAAGUGCACUUGGAAGAGAAACCGUAUGAAUACAAAGACAUGAUGCAUCAAAACAUCCCCUUAAAAGGGGUAUCAUCUACAAGUGUUGAGAGUGGUCAGAGAGCAAAGCAAAGUAUUGACCCUCUCAAAGUCUACAGAGGAGAGAAUGCCUGCACAUUCAGUGAGUAUGGCAAAGGGUUCUGUACCAGAUCCACACUGCUUAAGGAGCAGCACAUCCACCCAGGAGAAAAACCUAAUAGCUGUAUUGAGUAUGGAAAGGAAUUGGUUUGUAGUUCAUAUCUUAGCAGUUACCAGAAAACGCAAACGAGAGAGAAGCCCUAUCAAUGUGAUGAGUGUGGUAAAAGUUUCCGCUACAACUCCUACCUUCAAGCUCAUCAACGAGUUCACACAGGGCAGCGCCUCUAUGAGUGUGAUGUGUGUGGUGAGAGUUUCAGUUACAGUGCGGGGCUUCUCAUGCAUCAGAGACUGCACACAGGAGAGAAACCCUUCAGAUGUGAGUGUGGGAAGAGCUUUGGCCGAAGCUGGGACCUCCAGGUCCAUCAGAGGGUCCACACAGGAGAGAAACCCUAUACUUGUGUCGAGUGUGGGAAAAGCUUCUGGAGGAUCUCAGACCUUCAUAGUCACAAGAAAGUCCACACUGGGGAGAGGCCCUAUGUAUGUGAUGUGUGUGGAAAAGGCUUUAUCUUCAGCUCUGACCUCCUCAUUCAUCAGAGAGCCCACACAGGAGAGAAACCCUAUAAAUGUGCUGAGUGUGGCAAAGGCUUCAGUUACAGCUCAGUACUUCUCAUUCAUCAGAGGGUCCACACAGGCGAGAAACCUUAUAAGUGUGAAGAGUGUGGUAAGGGCUUUAGGUGCACCUCAAAUCUUCACAAACAUCAGCGAGUCCACACAGGAAAGAAACCCUAUACAUGUGAUGAGUGUGGCAAGGUUUUCAGUUACAGCUCAAAUCUUCGCACCCAUCAGAGAUUACACACGGGAGAGAAACCCUACACGUGUGUCGAGUGUGGAAAAGGCUUCAGAUUUGGCUCUGGUCUCCUGAGCCAUAAGAGAGUGCACACCGGAGAGAAACCAUAUACAUGUGAUGUAUGUGGGAAAAGCUACAGUCAGAGCUCCCAUCUUCAAGGUCAUCAGAGGGUCCACACUGGAGAGAAGCCCUAUAGGUGUGAAGAAUGUGGGAAGGGCUUUAGUCAAAGUUCUUCUCUUCAAGUUCAUCAGAGAGUCCACACAGGCGAGAGGCCCUAUAAGUGUGAGGAAUGUGGGAAAGGCUAUAGUCAAAGUGCACGUCUGCGAAAUCAUCAGAGAGUGCAUUUUAAGUGA